AACAGGAGCCCAGCCAAUUCCGUGAUGGUAGAACGAGCCACGAGGCACGCGAGAUCGAAGAUCUGAAAUUUCUUUGCUUCUCAAUUCAUUGUUGCAUCCAUCUGCACCGGCUAAACGCUGCUGUUUCAUUUUAAUCUCCGCCGACGACUACCUGAAAUUGUCUAAAAUGGUUGGUGGUAGGGGAAUUUACCACUUGUUGAGGGGGAGGCUUCAUUCUCGUAUCGCUGCACCGCCAGCUGUAUCGUCUCUGAUUUCAAAGACGGACCAGGAUGGAGCGGGAUCUGCUGGCGCGAAGUCACUGAGGGCAAUGGCUCUGCUUGGAGCAGGUCUAUCGGGGAUUUUAAGUUUUACAACUAUUGCAGCUGCUGAUGAAGCCGAGCAUGGUUUGGAAUCUCCAAAUUACCCGUGGCCUCACCAAGGCAUUCUUAGUUCAUAUGACCAUGCUUCAAUUCGACGUGGACACCAGGUGUACACACAAGUAUGUGCAUCAUGCCACUCAAUGGGGUUGAUUUCAUAUCGUGAUUUGGUGGGUGUGGCAUAUACAGAAGAGGAAACAAAGGCAAUGGCUGCUGAAAUCGAAGUGGUUGAUGGCCCUAAUGAUGAGGGUGAGAUGUUUACACGCCCUGGAAAAUUAAGUGAUCGGUUUCCUCAACCUUAUGCAAACGAGCAAGCUGCUAGGUUUGCCAAUGGUGGGGCCUACCCUCCAGAUUUAAGUCUUAUUACCAAAGCUCGUCAUAAUGGACAGAACUAUGUGUUUGCACUUUUGACUGGUUAUCGUGAUCCUCCUGCUGGUGUUACAAUUAGGGAAGGCCUGCACUAUAAUCCAUACUUUCCUGGGGGAGCUAUAGCAAUGCCCAAAAUGCUUAAUGAUGGUGCUGUUGAAUACGAAGACGGUACUCCAGCAACCGAGGCCCAGAUGGGAAAGGAUGUUGUCUCAUUUUUGAGUUGGGCUGCAGAACCAGAAAUGGAAGAAAGGAAACUGAUGGGAUUCAAGUGGAUAUUUGUAUUGUCACUGGCCUUGCUUCAAGCUGCUUACUACAGGCGUUUGAGAUGGUCUGUUUUGAAGUCACGUAAGCUUGUUCUUGAUGUGGUCAACUAGAGGCGUUCGCUGUUUCUUCAAGAAACAAAUUUGAAAUUGAAAAAUAAUUGUUUCUGUAAAAGAAUUUGAUAUGAAUUCUUUGUACUAAAAUUGGUACGUGUGCUGUUUUUGGUUCCUACGGCACUGGUUUUCCAUUUUGGAAUUUUGAAGCAAAUAAUAAGGGGAUUAUAUUGCAUUGUAUGCCUUUUCUUA
This is a messenger RNA of Helianthus annuus (common sunflower), 1291 nucleotides long. RefSeq names its product cytochrome c1-2, heme protein, mitochondrial. The coding region runs from base 167 to 1099 and encodes 310 amino acids. Gene Ontology annotation, biological process: mitochondrial electron transport, ubiquinol to cytochrome c. The record is from RefSeq and is a predicted model, not a curated record. Gene Ontology annotation, molecular function: electron transfer activity; heme binding. The transcript has 8 exons. Lineage: Eukaryota; Viridiplantae; Streptophyta; Magnoliopsida; Asterales; Asteraceae.